Molecule: messenger RNA, 2026 nt
Organism: Myotis myotis
Lineage: Eukaryota; Metazoa; Chordata; Mammalia; Chiroptera; Vespertilionidae
Gene: CCDC61
Product: coiled-coil domain containing 61
Exons: 14
Coding region: 68-1723 (551 amino acids)
Cellular component (GO): centrosome
Source: RefSeq, a predicted model, not a curated record
CGGGGCUGGAGCUUCGGCGGUUGAACCGCUCGCGCCGAGGGGUGGCGGCGGAGAAGCGACACUGGCCAUGGACCAGCCGGCCGGCCUGCAGGUGGACUACGUCUUCCGGGGUGUGGAGCACGCCGUGCGGGUGGUGGUGUCGGGACAGGUGCUGGAGCUGGAGGUGGAGGACUGCAUGACGGCUGACCAGUGGCGGGGCGAGUUCGAUGCCAGCUUCAUCGAAGACUUGACUCACAAGACAGGGAACUUCAAACAGUUCAGCAUCUUCUGUAACAUGCUGGAGUCGGCCCUCACCCAGAAGAUUCAGAUCACAGAGAAAUGUAAAGAAGAAAGAAAGAAAUCACUCCUAAUGCUCCUGAGCAGCGAAUCCGUCACCCUUGACCUGUUGACCUACACAGAUCUGGAGUCCCUGCGGAACCGCAAGAUGGGGGGCCGCCCAGGUCCCUCAGCCGCGAGGUCGGCCCAGCUCAACUCCAAGCGCUACCUGAUUCUCAUUUACUCCGUGGAGUUCGACAGGAUUCACUACCCGCUGCCCCUCCCGUACCAGGGCAAGCCGGACCCCGUGUUCCUUCAGGGCAUCAUCCGCUCACUGAAGGAGGAGCUGGGCCGCCUUCGAGGGCUGGACGGCCAGGACCCUCGGGACACCCGGGAUUCUGAGCUCUGGCACCUGCGGGAGCAGGCGUCGCGCUUAGCUUCCGAGAAGCGGGAGCUGGAGGCCCAGCUGGGCCGAGCGCGCGAGGAGGCGCUGGCCGGGCGGGCGGCGCGCCAGGAGGCCGAGGCGCUGCGCGGGCUGGUGCGCGGCCUGGAGGCGGAGCUGCGGCAGGAGCGGGAGCGCGGGCCCCGCGGGUCGGGCCGCCGCGGCCAGGACUGCCGCCGCCUGGCCAAGGAGCUCGAGGAGGUGAAGGCGUCUGAGCGGAGCCUGCGCGUCCGGCUGAAGACGCUGAACAGCGAGCUGGCCGCCUACCGGAGGGGGAGACGGGCUUCGCCGGUGGUGCCGCGCCCAGCCCGGGAGGACCGGGCAUCGUCGUCCAGGGAGCGGUCCAGUUCGCGUGGCCGCGGCGCCGCCCGCUCUUCCUCCCGGGAGAGUGGCCGCGGGGGCCGGGGCCGAGGCCGCCCUGCCCGCACCUCACCCUCGCCCUCAGGUGGUCGCUUGCCCCGUUUUGACCCCACAGCCUUCGUGAAAGCCAAGGAGAAGAAACUGCGGGAGAUCAAGAUGAAGCAGCAGCAGCGGAACCGACUGGGCAGCGGAGGAAGCGGGGACGGGCCGUCCAUCUCCUGGGCUCGCCAGGCUCGCCCCCCUGCUGCCGGGACCGGCCGAGGGGACGCGGCUAACCGCUCCCGGAACCGCAGCUCCUCCGUGGACAGUUUCCGCAGCCGCUGCUCGUCCGCCAGCUCCUGCAGCGAGUUCGAGGAUUUCUCCGAAUCCCUCUCUAGAGGCAUUCGCCGCCACCGUGGGAAGCGGCCCAGCUCCACAACCUUGAGUGGGUCCAACACGUUGCAGAAGUUCACCCCCAUGGAACGUGGCCGUCGACCGAAGCAUCUGGCCAGUUCUGGGGGCUGGGUCCCCAUCAAAGGUGAGCCUGGGACUCCACAUCUUCCCCUCGCAUGCCCAGAGUCUGCUGGGGUGGUACCGAGGGCAUUUAUUGGGCCCCCGAGCUCCCUGUGGCUUCAGCCCCUCACGGUCCCCCAAACCCACGUCUGCUCUCACAGAGUACAGCUCUGACUACCAGGCAACCGACAUAGCAGAAAUAGACGCCCGGUUGAAGGCCUUGCAGGAAUACAUGAACAGACUGGACACACGGUCAUGACCUUGAGAAGGAGCACUGCCCCUCCAUCCCUUACCCACCAAUGGGUUGGUAUGGGGGGCGGGGCUGGUGUGUCCUUCCAGCCCGGCCCAGGUCCCGACCCUCCUGGUGUUCUUGGGGUCUCAGGUGUGUGAGGCCCCUAUCCCUCUCACUCUCCCAGGCAUUGCAUGCUGGGAGAGAGGGUCUGUGUAUUUUGUAAAUAAACAUAUUUACCCUUGGGA